AUGGAUGAAUCAUUGACCCAGCGGAAACUAUUGAGAGUCUCACAGUUGCAUAAAGCGCCACUCGAUUAUAAUCUGAGAUCGUCAGCAAAUAAGUCAUAUGCGCUUGUUGAAAGCUACCUAAUCACUUAUUUAAGGAUCCAAUCAAUUUUAAUGCGUCAAAAUUUAAGCCGUCUGACUUUUGAUUGCAAUUUUCUUCUUCUCUCAUUCCCAUCAGGACAGUUCACAAAAGCAUAA
Molecule: messenger RNA, 234 nt
Organism: Clunio marinus
Lineage: Eukaryota; Metazoa; Arthropoda; Insecta; Diptera; Chironomidae
Source: the annotation of a GenBank genome assembly